This is a messenger RNA of Papilio polytes (common Mormon), 744 nucleotides long. Its product is annotated as transmembrane protein 14C. The transcript is spliced from 4 exons. NCBI's taxonomy places the organism in Eukaryota, Metazoa, Arthropoda, Insecta, Lepidoptera, Papilionidae. The coding region runs from base 137 to 475 and encodes 112 amino acids. Gene Ontology annotation, biological process: regulation of heme biosynthetic process. Gene Ontology annotation, cellular component: mitochondrial membrane. The record is from RefSeq and is a predicted model, not a curated record.
GUCUGUCAUUGUCAUAAUUAGUUUCAAGUUUCAUUGACCCUGUUCUGUUUCUGUGGUUUUAAAUAUUUUACUUUUUAAAACUCUCGACUGUGUAAAAGUAAUUACUUUGAAUUAGAAAUCAAAUAAGCAUCUCAUAAUGGGCGUUGAUAUUUUGGGAUUUGCUUACGCUGCUACCGUAGCGGCCGGCGGAAUUAUGGGUUACGCUAAAGCAGGAUCAAUACCAUCUUUGGGAGCAGGACUUAUUUUCGGAUCAAUCCUAGGUGUAGGUGCAUACCAGCUGAGUCAAGAUCCCUCAAACUACACUCUCAUGUUAGGCACCACAACAACUCUCGGAGGUCUUAUGGGAUACAGAUUUUACAACAGCAGAAAGUUCAUGCCAGCAGGUCUAGUAUUUGUCUUGUCUGUGGGAAUGCUUGCAAAAUUGAUGGUCAAAAAUGUUGGAACAAAAUCAGCAUUUCCCGUGAAGACAGGUUGAAGAUUGACAUUUUACAAGUUCUAAUUUAGUUUUAAGAAUGUUUAUGUUUAAGAAAACUCAAUUCCUUGAAAAGGGAAUUUGUCAAUUUUAUACUCUGUGAACAAUUUUAUUAUCUGUGGAUUUAAUUUUAUUUCUUUAUCUGUAACGGGUUUCGAUAUAUCUGUGGAUUGUUAUUAAUUUAUUUGUUAAAAAAUAUGUAUAAAAUAGUCAUUGGUGUUGGAAUAUGAAAUUUGUAUUGGGUACAAAUAAAUAAAUAAAACAAAUGUUCA